AUGAGUUGCCAAGCCUUUUCAAAAAAUAUUGGUCCAGCUCUGAUUGCUUGGUUUCUCCUUAUAUUUCUUACUGUUUUGUAUUUAGUGUUUAUUUGUUGGGAUUUUAGCAAAGAAACUAGUUAUGCAUUUAUUGUGUGUCAUUCUUUGCUGUUUUUCUUUGUGGUAUCUGCAUUUGGCAAGGCAACCUUCAUGGACCCUGGAUAUUAUGCUAUGGGGGUUCCCGGUGAAAAGAUGACUACUGUUGAAAAAGGUUCCCCUCGUACUGUAAUGUAUAAAUCUGUUGACAUAAAUGGAGUUUCCACCCGUUUGAAAUGGUGUGUCACAUGUGAAUUUUACAGACCUCCUCGCUGUUCUCAUUGCUCUAUUUGCAAACAUUGCAUUGAUACGUUUGAUCAUCAUUGUCCUUGGCUGAACAAUUGUAUUGGGAAACGAAACUAUCGGUAUUUUUUCUCGUUUCUACUCACAUUAACUCUUCAUAUGAUUAUUGUUUUUGGCGUGUCCAUGACGUAUGUUCUGAUGCGUACGAAUGAACUCUCUCACUACAAAGUCAUUAUUGCCAUUGGUGUGUUAAUUUUGGUAGGCUUAUUGCUGCUUCCUGUGCUAGGUCUGACGGGAUUUCACAUUUUUUUAGUCAGCAAAGGACGAACUACAAAUGAACAGGUCACUUCAAAAUAUGAUCUUGAUAUGAACCCUUAUGAUCGCGGCCUGUGCAAGAACUGGCUACACAUUUUUUGUACCUCUCAACCACCUAUAUUGAAUCGACCAAAUGUAGCAGAAGUUGAUAUGUGGGAAAUAUCCUAUAAUGGUAAACCUAUCAAACACCAUCAAACAUCAAAUUUGCGUUCUGGUUCUAAUAACUACAAGCUUUCUGAUACUUUUAAAUCAUCUAAAAACCCGGUUGAUAUUGUUAAACAGGGAGAGUUGUUUGUGAAAAGUGUUCAUCAUGAAUUAAACAAAUCUCUUUCACCCAACCCACAAUCAAAAGUUUUAUCCCUUAAAGAGUUUUCAAAUGCGACCCACACUAAUGAAAACCUUAUGUCUAGAUCGCAAUCUCCUGUUUGUGGAAGGACUGGCGAAUUAAAUAAAACAAAUCCAAAUCUUGCUUUAGUAGGAACAAAGUCAAAGUCUUUAGGUAACAAAGAUCAAGGUAAAAGUCUACUGAUUGGGACAAAUACACCAAAAUAUGUAUCAAAUGAAAAUAGUGCUACCUUUAAUUCUAAUAUCAAUUCUGUUGUAACAUCUACUAAUGUCCCCACGAAAAUCAUAUCCGAUAGAGAUCGUUUCGGCAUAAAAGGUGACCACUUAACUCCACUUCUAGGAUCUCAAGCGAAUUCGGACGUUGACUUGAUUCGGGGACGUCAAUUGCAAAAACUUACCAUAGAAAACCAAAGUAAGUCGAGUAAUUCGCUUCAUCUCAGACAACAGGAUCAGAGUGCCGCUACCGAAAUUGGAAGAAGUUCUUCACGUUCUUCUCGUUCCAAUGAAAAUAUGUGUCCUUGUACAUCAUCUAAUUCGAUGAUGAAUAUCCGCGAUCGAGUCACCCUACCGAUAAGUUCACAUGGUGCGCCAUUUUCUCAACCGCGUGUUGCUACUGCCGAACAAUUCAGCACUCAGGAUUUAAAUGGUACACAGUGUACAUCUAAAUCUUGCUCUCCUUCAACAGGUCGUGGUAUACAUUAUGUCACGUCAGCCACACUUGAUUGUUACACCCCUGAAUCUGUAAAUCUACCAACUAGCAAUAUAUCAAGGGGUUUUGUGAAAUCAAUGAGAUCUGAACAACGCCGUCAUGAAUUUCCGCACCAGUUUUAUCCUCGGUCUCCUGGAAUGCAAGUAGAUCAAAGACACUUACUACCCCAUAAUGAAGUUGCCAAUCAUUUAUCUCCACGGUCACUUCACAGUCUUCCUCCACCUCUACCUCCUCAUGGCUCCCAGACAAAUAUUUCUCAUGCUCGUCCAUUUUGGCCUCCAGCUGUACCUCCUCACGGUAUUUCUAAAUCAGUACCAUAUUUCUUGCCGGUUGAUACAGCUAGUCAAUUUAGUAAUACCACAGCAUCCUCUAAUCUUCGUUUGGUCAAACCACCUUAUUUCAGUAAUCCUCAUGGGGUUCAAGUGGAUGGAUCUAGUUACUUCAUAGGUAGUCCACGUACAAAUGAGCAGUCAGCUUCAAAAUUUGUAUCUCAGUCAUUUGGUUCGACUCAUUGUCCUUCAAUUAUGACACAAGCUGGUUCACGUCCUACGCCACCAUUACCUCCGCAUAAUCGAAUUUCUAAACUGAAUGCACCAAACAAUCGAAUGCAAUCAACUGGACAUAGGAAUUCUAAUCAUUUAGUCACACGAUGGCAAAAGGAUGGUGAUUCUAAUUCUCCUGAUGGGACUUUUGAAAUUUCAGUUUAGAAAAUGUGUGUUGAUAAUUCCUUUUACCUAAAAGUGAUGCUAAAAUUUUUAACCAAGUUCUUUCAUUUUUUGUUUUCUUCGUUGUUUUUCGUUAGUCUUUCAAAAUAUCUUUGACCACUGUAAAAUUCCUUGUCACUCAACGAAAGAAUUUAUCUUGUUGCUUUUAUAAAUCUCUACAACUUGUUGUAUAAAUAACGUUUCUAAGCUAUAUUCUGUGACUAUUAUGUACUCUACUUGUAACGAUAUGUUCAUAAAGUUUAAUAUUCAUGAAUUUGAAAAAGAAAGAUUCGUAGGCAAAUAAUGGAAUAUUCUAAACGUUAUUAUGAAAUGAACAACUAUACAUAUACUUAUGUGCAAUAAAAAAACAACCACUCUUAAUUGUUAUCUAUUUCUUCUUCAGGAUUUUACGCAUAGUUUACGUUUUAUUCACUGGAUUCUUUCUUCUAGAAAAUGCAUUAUUAUAAACUAUACAACGAAUUCUCAUUAAUAUCUAGGCUCUCAAUCAAAUCAAAGAAAAAAUAUACAAAUUUCAUACCGUUUUAUAAAUUUGUUCAGUAUUCGACAAUGUAAACAAAGUAAUUAAAAAAACUCAUGCUUGUAUAUUACAUAAUUUUUACCGUUUUUUUAAAAAAUUGCAAUUAUAUAUGGAUCUAUUUGUUCAUAAAUAUGUGAAUCCAAUUUCACUGAAUAAUAACGGUACAUAAAAUUGUUGCUGCUAAUGUUGAUGAGUGACCUACAACUGCCUUUAAUUUCUACAUUUGUUUGAAAGAAAAUUCCCUCUAAAUUAAAUAUUAUCAACUGUGUUGUGUUUGUAUAUCUUGUGGCCUUUUUGUUCUUAAUCAUACAAUAAAAAUAUACGUUUAUACUAUGUUGGAUUGAUUAUGCCUAAUUAUUGAACAAGUGCUGUGUACACCUUCAUGUAGUUCGUUGUUACGUCGAUUUUAUGUACAAUUUUCUGCUCUGUACAGAAAAUAAAAGUGAAUUAAUAC
Messenger RNA from Schistosoma intercalatum, 3383 nucleotides. Lineage: Eukaryota; Metazoa; Platyhelminthes; Trematoda; Strigeidida; Schistosomatidae. The record is from the annotation of a GenBank genome assembly.